This is a messenger RNA of Rhopilema esculentum, 4737 nucleotides long. RefSeq names its product mpv17-like protein 2. The record is from RefSeq and is a predicted model, not a curated record. NCBI's taxonomy places the organism in Eukaryota, Metazoa, Cnidaria, Scyphozoa, Rhizostomeae, Rhizostomatidae. Gene Ontology annotation, cellular component: cytoplasm; membrane; mitochondrion.
AUGGCACAGAAUAUGUCGCGAAAACUGUUUGUGGCUGUGCCUCAAGCAUUGCAUCAGGCCAGGGAAUAUUAUAAGAAAUUAUUUGGAAAGUAUUUAUUCAUCACAAAUACUGUUAGUUACGUGACACUUUUCGGGCUUGGAGAUGCCUUGACACAGCUGAUGGAGCGUCGAAUGCGAGGCGAAGAUCGUAAUCAUGAUUUUCGAAGGUCCCUGUGUGUUAUUGCAUUCGCAUCCUUCCAGGGGCCUGUGAAUCAUUUCUGGUAUCUUGGGCUAGACAAAUUCAUUAAAGGUACCAUACACAGGACAGUUUUCAAGAAGGUUUUAGCUGAUCAACUAGUCUUUGCUCCUUAUGCAUGUACAUCAUUUUAUCUAGGUCUUGGUCUUUUGGAAGGUCAAACGUUAAAGACAACAGUUUCAGAAACAAAAGAAAAAUUUUUACCAACUUACAUUGCGGAUCUUUCAGUUUGGCCAGCUGCUCAGCUGCUGAAUUUCUACGUUGUUCCUUCGCAUUUAAGAAUGAUGUAUAUCAAUUUUGUGACACUUCUGUGGAAUACCUUUAUGUCCUACAUGAAACACAAAGGUGUUACUUCAAGUUAAGUAAAUAUCCUUCACUACUAGCCGUUAUACAAAUUGUCAUAAGUAUGAAAAUUUAUCACAUGCAAAUCACAAACUUUUCUUUGUUAUAAGAUUUUCUCGAAAUUUUCAUGAAUUCGUGAUUAACGAUUUCGUCUUUUCGCAACGAUGUGUAAAGGCUGAUUUCCACAGGGCGAAUUUCGCAUCGAAUUCGCUGCGAAUUCUCUUCGAAAUUGUUUUUUGAUUUCCACAAGACUGCGAAUUCGCUGCGAAAUUAUAUAUUGAUUGCCCCAAAACUCAAAUUUAAGGCGCCCAUUUUCAGAAAUGCAUGCAUGGCGAAUGUUCCAAAGACUGUUGUCUUACAAAUCAAGCAAAUUAACUUUUGCUUUGACUGGUUAUUAGGUGCUGCGAAAUAUUUCGCCGCGAAAAAGUAGAACUCUUUUCUACUUUCUUGCGAAUUCGCUGCAAAAUCAAAAAUCAAAACUGCGCAUGCCUUAAUCCCUUCGUCAGCAAUUUCGCCGCGAAUUCGCUGCGAAACUCGCCUCGUGGAAAUCAGCCUUAACUCAACUUUGUUUUAUAAUAUUUAAAAACCACUUUAUAGAGGAUUCCUAGACUAGGGGUAUUAUGAACAUGGUCUAUAGCUACUUAGAUAAUCCUGCGAUCAUAUGACUUUGUUCAAAUCCCCCCGAAUUAUAUAUUGUUCCUAACUUAAGCCCAAGAAGCAAACUAGCGUCAAAUUAUGCCAUACCUUUAGCUUUACCUCAUGGUUAGGCACCCAGUUAUAUUUCACCUAAUUUUGAAUCAGCGCACCCAAGGGUUAACUGAAGGGUUAAUGUGUUUGCCUGUCCUGGCCUGAGACCUUUUUUACUUUACAGUUAGGCCUGUUGUAUUAUUACCAAAACGCUAGGAGACCUGAGUCCUUUAGUAUUGUGUCGAUUCGAUCGCUGCUUUGAAGUUUUUGAAUGGGACAUGUUGUAAGGACAUAUACAUCAACGAUUUUUGUUGUUGAAAACAGUCUUUGUUGAUGUAUAAAAGUGAAACACAUGUAAAUGCAAAAUUUGUGCCAUAUCGCCGAAUUAAGCCUGUCUUUGAUUUGAUUUCAUAAGAUUUUUAUCUUUUGAUGGCGAAUUAAAUUUAUUGAGCCAGGAUAAGACUGCAUCUCAUCUUCUUGCAAAUUCCGCAUCAAAAGAUUAUGCUUUCAAUUCUACAGCUAUUCUAAGGGUGUUAGUGCUUUCCCUGUUUAGGUCUUCUGAUCAAGUCAAUUUAUAACCAAACAAAUUAAAAUCACUUCGCAUCAGUACAAAGUCAUAUUUGAGCAUAGUGGAAAAAGAGGGACCCUGUUUGUAACAAUAUUUGUAUACCGUUUAUUCAAAAAUAAGAUUUAUUUUGAGAAUGUCAUAGCUCCCUCCUCAAUGUGAUGUCAAAUGUUUGUCUCUAUAGCGAAUUUCGCUGCAGUAAAAAUCUGGUAAAAUACCAGCUCACUGAUAUCCAAUGCGGAAGCAGAGUCAUGUUAGCUCAAAUCUAAACAUUUUUCUAUUUUAUGAACUUAAAAAUUGCUUCCUAUUUUGUCCAUGAAGCAAUGAUUAUCUUCCUAAUAGGUUAUCUCCCCCCAAUCUCCCCCUACCACACUUCCUCUCCAAACUUCAAUUCCCAACGUAAAGGAUGUCAUUAACCGUUUAUGAUUUACAGUUACUGCGUAAAAAAUCAUUCUUUGAGAUUUUCUAUUUAUAUGGAUAAUCUUUCACACAUAUUUAUUGUGAUUCAGUAACAUUGAUAUUUGUCCUCAAUUACAAUAUUUAUUCAUUGGACACUGGGCACAUUUUACUACAGCAUUGUGUUAUACGUUGUAUCAUAAUUAGCAGUUAGUAUUAGUAUUAGAUAAGGUGCACUCGAAUAAGAUCACGGAUAGAUUACAACAAGUUAUAUAAUAGUUAUUUUGUAUACAAUGACCUAUAACUAUUAUGUCGGGGGGGGGGACAAGAACAGGUUUUUUUAGCCCUGUAUCGCGAGCAUUGCAAUAAAAGAUAUCCUCUCACAAAGUUGUUGAAAAAUGGAAAUCCUUCGCAAGCUAAUUUGCAGUUGUUUUCUAACUAAUGCAUUUUGGAAGAAACCCUCGAAGCUAGUGCUUGAAUUUCACUGUUCAGUUUGUUGUUUUUACUUUUGAAUUUUGGUUUUUAGUACGACUGAAACUCAGCAAUAAUUGGGAUAUAUUAUUUAGCACAAUUUAGUUCGUUUUGAUAUUUUGUACGUAUUCGCUGAAUGUGUAUUUAAAUUGGUAAUUGUAUUUGUUAUUAUUAAAUUAUUAUUAAUUGCAAAAAAGAAAUAUUUUGAUUUAGAUCGUAGUCGUAGAUUGUCGAAGAAGAAUAGAGAAUCGAAAAACUAGUUUGCCGGAUUAUGUGUCUACCAAAAUACAUAGCUACGGAUUUUACAUAAUAUCGAAUUCCCUAUUUUUAUUCCUGUUGUAAUUUGGCAUAAAUCCUCUAGUGUAAUAUUCAGAUCGCUAUUUGCAUUUUAAAAUUUAUAUUUUUUUUCCUGAUAUAUCUGCUUUAUUUUGCAUGUAAUUAUUAUCAGAUAUAAAAAAGACGAGAAGCAUGAAUGUUGAGAAUCUUGGCCAAUGAAUAAACAGGUUCUAAUCAACGCAAUGGUAGUUAUAAAGAUAACUCGAUGGAGAAUACUCGAUGUCGAAUUGAGAGUGCUGUAGGCCGUUUGAUGAGCAUUACAGGGAAGGUUCGAAGUUGCUACUCAUUGGUUUGCGCUCAGUGCGAUCUUCAGGGCUAACCCCUGCAUACGCAAUUCUAUAUUCAGCCUUGCUUUGCUAUUCAUUCUUUCUUCUUUGACUUUGGUUACCAUGCGCGUAAGAAAACCAUGAAAAAAUUCAAUCAACUUGUUUCCGAUCGAGUUGAUCGUUUAACUCAUAAAAUAUACAUUUCAAAUGGCCUGAUAUUCAAAGAUUUUUCAAGGAAAGGUGCAAAUCAAAAGUUAACUUAUGACUUUAUUUAUGGAUCAUCAAAGACUUUAAGAUAUUCGGCUACACUGCCCUUUGCAUGUGUUUUUUCCAGAAUCACAUAUGAUAAGUCCAAUAAGUUUGUUGCAUAUUCAGUUAAGGCUAACAGCAUUUUCUUAUUUACAUGCAAAGAUUUUUGUUUAACUCAGGGAUUCUCGUGAUCGAGGACUUGAAACACCACACAACAACAGGUUCGGGCUCAAAACUGUUGGAAAAGGACAACAUGUAAUUUGUAAAUCAAUUUAAGUGGAACCAAGCUGAAAAUAGCAUGAUUUGGAAGCACUCCCUCGGCCCUUUAAACCCAUGUAAUUGAAGAAUGAAACCGCUUACAGGUCCAAGUAAUGUGUGCCGAAUGAGGUCAAUACCGAUAGGCAAUGGAUGUUUUCUAGAUCAUACAAGUUUUCCUAGAAUUGAAUCAUACUAUAACUUGUCUUCAGGAUUUGAUACUGAAUUUCUGGUACUUGACUUAAAAAAACUAUCUGGCCGCUAAACUAGAAACCUAUGUUAUAAAACUCUAACCAUUUGCAAAUUUUCUUUUGCACUUUAAAAAGCAUUUUUUUGUCCCUCGUUUCUUUUUUUAAAACUUGAUUUUUUAAAUCGACCUAUUCCUGGUUCGACUAAAAAAGAUUUGUUAAUCUUUUAUUUAACUGGCCGAAUCAACAGUGGCAUUUAUUCAUCAAUGCUGAAAGUCUGUUCAACUUUUAAUCUCGCUUAAUUGAUGAUUCGGUUUAUUUAAUUCAAAAGCGGUGACAAUUUAAUUUAGUUGUUUAUUUAGUAUUUGUAUCAUACAGGGUUUUAGUGCUAGGGGGCUCAGGGGCCUGGGCCCACUUUUUGGUACCAAAAAGUAGCCACUUUCCCAUCUUGCUAUUGUUUCUUGCAAUAUUUUGCGCAAGACCCCCUUGUCAUUUUGAUAGCACCAGACGUAGCAUAUUCGUAGCAAUCAAGAAGCGCUCAUGGGACAGAGGGUGCUCGACAGUUCAAAGAGCAGUUAAACAAUCGUAGAAAGAAAAUGAUCAAUAAAAUAGCCUUGUCAUUGUAAUGAAGAUGUAAAAGAACUGACUUAACGCCAUCGGAUUUAGAUUUAAAAGCAACCUGGUUCACUAAAACGUUUUGAUGAGAUUUUGCUUGCAUCGGCAAACUAUGGUAUUGUAAUGCUCAGA